UUACCUGGGGUUACUCGCUGACAUAUAUCCAAUACAUAUAUGAGUGUUUUAACGUAUUAAUAUUUUUUGACCGGUUAUUUGUAUUUUCCAUAAGUUGUGUGUUAGAACAAUGAUUAUGAGACAAGUGAAUUAAUAGUUACGCAGAUACGGAGUAGAGGCGAUCUUUAAGAAGCAUUUGAAAGCAUUUUGUGUUACAAAUACAGAUGUCGUAGUGCCAAACAUGUUAAAAACAGUAAUUGGAAUGAUCGUUUUAUCAAAUGUGCAUUCAGCAUAUGGAACAAAUUCAUGCAACACUUACGUUUGUUUCAACUGGAGAGUAACUUUGAAUGAACUUAAGCUGACGUGUAAAGUAAACCAUUUGCAUUUUAAAGUAUGGAUUGAUAACCAGUUUGGCAGUGUACAAGCUUAUUGCAUACCGCCAGCACCAUCUAGUAAAUGUGAGCCAUAUUACAAAAACGGAACUAUAUCGCAAAAUCCAAAAACUAAUGAAACUACAUUUACAGUACAUGGAAAUAUUGACUAUCAUAUGAAUGGGAACUGGACCUGUCGUCAUGGUCGCCAACGGGAUGUCGCUCAGGUAGAGGUGACGGUUUUAAGACUACAAGAUAAUUACAACAUCUCCAAGUUACCAAACAACACAAACCAAAAAGGACCUAUUCGUCAAGAUACUAACUGCAUCACGAAUGUAUUACUGAAAGCAACACUCAGUUAUCUUGGAUCCACCAUUUUGGUUUUAUUUUUGCUAUCAUUUGUCAAGACAAGUUUUACGAAAAUAGAAGAAUUGUGCGAAAGGAUGUCUGAAUGUGCAUGCAAGAACAGCAAUAAAGCAACAAAGAUAUUAGUUUGUAAAAGAACAACAUUUGCUUUAUCAACAAUUUUUUUUGUGGCAGUUGCAAUACUUUUUGGGUUUUUUGACGACAGUAACUGCUAUUCACAAUGGGCAUUUAUUCCUAUCGGACUAGUGUUCGGUUGUAUUACUUCAAUAGUGUGUUUGUCAAAUGUGGAUCCAAAUGUCAAUCAAAAUCCAGGAAUACAAAACGUAUCAGAUCAAGAUGGAAUGCAGUGUGGAGAAAAUGUUCUUCUAAACGAAAUUUGAGAGUGAAAUCCUCACACAAAAAUGAAUAGGUAAAGAUGUAAUUGAUCGACAGAACCUGUAUGACGAUAACCCCUGGUCUAAGGAGAAAAUGGAAAAGCACUGAAACUGGUAUUCAAGAAAGUAAAAGAAUAGAAAAAGGAAAAGAAAUAUGAACAACAAGAAUAAUUGGUCAUUUUAUUAAAACGGGGACCAACCAAAAACAUAGCUUUGUUGUCUAUUAAAACCGUUUAAAGGGAUACUUCACAAAAAAAUGAAAAAUUGAUAUUAUGUUGAUUAUGUAUAAAAAACCACAAAUUCAUAAAUAUUAAAGUUUAAUUCUGCUAGA
Mytilus californianus (California mussel) is the source of this 1421-nucleotide messenger RNA. RefSeq lists its product as uncharacterized. NCBI's taxonomy places the organism in Eukaryota, Metazoa, Mollusca, Bivalvia, Mytilida, Mytilidae. Bases 221 to 1096 code for a protein of 291 amino acids. The record is from RefSeq and is a predicted model, not a curated record. The transcript has 11 exons.